Molecule: messenger RNA, 3721 nt
Organism: Columba livia (rock pigeon)
Lineage: Eukaryota; Metazoa; Chordata; Aves; Columbiformes; Columbidae
Gene: OTOP3
Product: otopetrin 3
Exons: 8
Coding region: 721-2529 (602 amino acids)
Biological process (GO): proton transmembrane transport
Cellular component (GO): membrane
Molecular function (GO): proton channel activity
Source: RefSeq, a predicted model, not a curated record
GUGGGGAACUCAAGUGGAUUUUAGCCAAAACAGUGUGGCUAAGCACUCCCAGCGCAAGCCUGUGCCAGGAGAUUAGCUCUAGGCUCACCUGGGCCAUGGCACAAAUUAGUCACCGCAGCUUGUGGUUUUACCAGUUGGCACAUCCUGUGCCGAGGCCGUUGACAUGGGGCAACCCAGCGGGUGUAUAAAGGAGCUGAUCCCCAUUGGCUGCCCUUGGCAGAGCCGAGAGCUUCUCACCGAGUAAUUAAUGCAAUGACAAUAAUAGACCCAAAGUAAACAAGGUGGAAGGGAAGGAAAAAAAAAAGAAAUCAAUGGGCUGAGAGCAGAGGCCACAUUCACAUUCAGUGGGGAGCAGUCCUGGCAGCUCGUGCCGUUGGGAAGACUCACAUGCAUCCUGGUGACGCUCCAGCGAGGGGUUUGAACAUCGGCUGUGACCGGAGCUGUGUCGGCAGCUGCUCCCACGCACCGGGCAGCAGGAGACCGGGGAGCUCUGCUACCACUUGUACAACCACACAAGGAACGUGGUGCAACUCUCACAGCUCCAGAACACACAGAAGAGGUUGGACCCAUCAACCAAAAUCAAACAGCUUUGAAUUUCAGAGCAGAUCUGAGCUUGCUCUGUAUUUCCACUUAACCCUUGCAGCAAAGGGACCAGAGGGAGCCCGAAUCCAGGGCUGUGCACAGAGGACGUGUGAAAGGUGACCCCUGGGUUGACAAGCCAUGUCAGGCAACAGAGCCCCGAGACAGAAGCCCUGCCACCACUGCAAGCGCAGGUCGGCCUCGGCCCCACCAGGCAUCUCCAUGAUCCACUACGAGAAGUCCUGGCUCUACCGUCACUGCUCCUCGGUGCAGCAGGGGGACAGGCAGGCUCAGAAAGCUGGGCAGCUCUUCUCUGGGCUGCUGGCCAUGAACGUGGUGUUUCUGGGCAGCGCCUUCAUCAGCAGCAUGAUCUUCAACCACGAGGCUAUCACGCUGGCGGACGUCUGGGUCUUGCUCUCCAUCCUCAAGGUCUUAUGCGUGUGCUGGAUCAUCUACUACCUGCUGGGCACCCGCCGGCGGCUGCAUGCUGUGGUGUACCGGGACUCCCACGCUGGGCCCAUCUGGAUUCGGGGGUCAGUGCUGCUGUUCGGCAGUUUGAGCAUCCUCCUGAACGUGUUUCAGAUCAGCUACAGCGCGAUUCUCAUUGAGUGCAAAUCUGGAGUGGAUAUUGUGUUUCCCAGUAUUGAAAUUAUUUUUAUUUGUGCCCAGGCUUUUUUCCUGUGGCAUCACUCGAAGGACUGCAUUCAAGUCCAGCACAACUUGACCAGGUGUGGGCUGAUGCUCACCAUAGCCACCAACCUCCUGCUCUGGCUCUCGGCCGUCACCAACGACACCAUGCACAUGGAGAUCGAGUCUCAGCUGCGCGAGGUGGAGCAGCGAUUCACAGGCAACCAGACUAGUUCAUGCACGUGCCCAAACAAAACCAUCUGCAAGGUCUUCCAGAAGGGCUACAUCCUGCUCUACCCCUUCAACACCGAGUACUGCCUUGUCUGCUGCUCCAUGCUCUAUGUCAUAUGGAAGAACGUGGGGAGACGCCUCAGCCACCCCCAUAUCCCUCACAUCAAGCCCAAUUUCAGGCUCCAGGGGGUUGUCUUUGGGCCACUGCUGGGCGCAACUUCUGUCAUCAUUGGGAUCUGUGUCUUCAUGAUCUACCAGAUCCAGGCCACCGGCUCAGUCCCCAAUGUCCAGGCCUUCGUGAUGUAUUAUUCCUACUAUAUUGUGCUCCUGCCUGUGAUGAGCGUGGUCGCAGUGAUUGGAACCGUCAUCCACGCCUUGGAAAAAAAGGAGCUGGACACACUGAAGAACCCAACCCGCAGCCUGGAUGUGAUCCUGUUGAUGGGAGCGGCCCUCGGCCAAAUCGGCAUGUGCUACUUCUCCAUCGUUGCCAUUGUGGCCACUAACGCCAGGGACCUGUUAAACAGUCUCAUCCUGUCCUAUUCUGUCCUCCUCAUCUUUCAGAACAUCACCCAAAACAUCUUCAUCAUUGAUGGGCUUCACCGGCAACCUGUCACAGCAGCAGCCGAGGCCAGACACACAGGACGCACCGGGCAGCGUGGAUCGGCUUCGGAGCUACCUGAAGAAGCAGAAACCACGGCAAGCAGCAGACGGGAACGCACACAGACCUCUCCCGACAAAGUGGAGGAAGUUAAAGAAGAGCGGCCUCAGGAAGGCCCCAGCCAGAGACGCGUGAGCGUGCUGGAGCUGGGACAGGAGAUCCGGAAAGUUUCGCUGUCCUAUAUCCAUAACUACUCUCACCUGAGUUGGAAGAGAAGAGUAUUAAGAGAGAUCUCAUUCUUCUUGGUUUUGUGCAACAUCAUACUCUGGGUCAUGCCCACCUUUGGGGCUCACCCCGUCUUUGAGAACGGACUGGAAAAGUCGUUCUACGGCUACUCCACCUGGUUUGCCAUCGUGAACUUCGGCCUCCCGCUGAGCGUGUUCUACCGAAUGCACUCGGUCGGGGGACUCGUGGAGAUCUACGCCACAGCCUGAACCAAACCGACUCCCCACCCCACAGCCUGGGGUGAAACAACCAUGCUGAACAAAGACACAAUAAGCAGCAGACAUGCACAUGGAAGCUUUUAAGCUGCUUUCCCCUCCGGCUUCUGCUUUGACUUCUCCUUGCACAACAUCUCUGUGAGUUUCAGAAGAAAGGGAGGUCGCUUUAUAUUAUCAUUUUUUCUCCAUAGAGAGUAGACUCAAAGCCCUUUAAUAGACUCAGUGCUCCAAGGAAAUAUGCACACUGGUACUUCUCUACCAGCAAUCUACCAGUGGAUGCUGUGUGGUAGCCAGUGGGACCUUAUAUCUCCUAUUGAAAUCUUCCAAAUAAAAGAGUACAAGAGCAGCCUUCAACAAAAGCAAUUAAGAAAAAAAAAAGAGGACCUACACUCCACAGAACUUUAAACAUUCACAGUCCAGGACCACCAGCCCCAGCACCGCUCACCAUCCCACCAUCCUGCAGCACAGAAGAGACUGAUUGGUACCAGCUGCUCCAGAAGCACCCACAGCCAUUCAGAAACAAACCAAAUGCAGACUUUUCAUGUGUAAUUUUCAGUAAUACAUUGGUAGUUGCUCUAAUGGUCAGAACAAGGACUGCUUUCUGUUUGUUCCUGGUGCUGACAUCUGGCACAUGAACUUGUGUGAGUGCUGUAGAACCCCGGAGUGCCAGGCUCCUGCAGCUCUCAGGACUGAGGAGCAGGACAGGCUGCCAGCCCUGCACCGGCUCAGUGCAUCUUUUCUCACUGUCGAAAAAUAGAAGCUAUAACGUUACUUUGCCUUGCUAAGAAUAAACACUGUUUCUCCUCACAGAGCCUCAGGUGAGCGGCACUCAAGAAGUACUCUGGCUGAUCUCUACUUGACCGGACUCGAGCAGGAUGUUCUCACCAGGGUGUACCAGCAAAGGUCCCAAUGUUGCAGACAGAGCUGGUUCAAAAAAAGAGCUCCUGCCCAAUCUGCCUCCCCACCCCAGCACCAGGAUCCUCACCGCUGCUCUGUACGUGCACAAACAUUUUGCAAGGCGCACCGAGCGUCAGGGAACGGGUGCAGAGCGCGGCGCCUGCCCAAAGACCCAUCAGUACCUGUUCCGUAGGAGACACUUUGUGAGCACACGGAGAGCAAGGGGGCUUGUGACUGUGGGUCCCAAAUAUAGAGCCUGAUGAAUGGAAAUAAAGAGAUUAAAUUUUCA